Trypanosoma cruzi is the source of this 3429-nucleotide messenger RNA. RefSeq lists its product as uncharacterized. The record is from RefSeq and is a predicted model, not a curated record. Gene Ontology annotation, biological process: carbohydrate metabolic process. Gene Ontology annotation, molecular function: catalytic activity. Lineage: Eukaryota; Euglenozoa; Kinetoplastea; Trypanosomatida; Trypanosomatidae. Bases 1 to 3429 code for a protein of 1142 amino acids. The transcript has a single exon.
AUGCCGUUUUGGCGGCGGAGUCCAUUGGCUCGUGAGUACGAGGUCACAAAACGACCCAUUUUUUUGCUGGAUGGCUGGAAUAUAGUGCAAGGAACGGAUGCUGCCGCAUAUGUCUCCGGUAGUGUAACAGACGGUGUGAUGUAUGGCACCAACGGAUAUCUGGGUGUUCGGCACCGUAGUGAAUGUGAGACAGUCGGUUUUGAAUCAAAUGUCUUUGUGAAUGGAGUAUACCACAACGUUCCAGUUGAUCGUCAAAUUGAUAGCGAAGCCCUACCUUACGAGAUGCAGAUGGGGGCCACUGUUUGUACCGUCAAUCUUGACUGCCUAAUUGAUGGCGAUUGCGGUACCCUUCGGUCGGUGCCACCCCGACGGCUUGAUUUGCGUAAUGCAACGUAUCACAGUGAAUGCCGUGAUGUAAUGAGUGGGGAUGGUGGAUUAAUGUUUGAUGGAGAUUAUCGUCGUGUCGUUUCCAUGAAAGAACUGGACUUAUGGGGAGCGGAUAUUGUUUACUCCAAUUUUACUUUUGGUUCAUCGCCAUAUGAUCUUUACCUCGGUGAAUCCCCCAAUAUUUUUUACGCAAACAAUAUGAACUCUACGAAUCCGGAUGCAUCUCCCUCAUAUCUUUUGGAGUUUGUUGUGACAAUCACCGUGGAUUUGAGAGAGUGGGCUAUUCUGCGAGGUGACAGUGUAGAUGAUAUUUUGCUGCAGUCCCGCACCUCCGGCGUCGUGGAGAGCAUCGUUACGCAAUCCACCUGUGCUGUGGAUUAUGAAAACAGUUCCGUGAAAAUUACCCCGGAGCACCAGUUACUGUGCGAGACGGGAGACCACGGUUUGAUGGAGCAAAACUUUUCUGCGGCAGCCCUAUCGUGUCCAAGUGACAGCGAGAGUGAUCCCGGGUUUGGUGGUCGCAUUAUUUCUUCCUUUGAGAAUCAAAAAAAGAAAACUUUAUCUUUUAAGAAGCGAUUUAUUCUUUCCAUUACUCCGGACACACUGCCAACGAGGGUGACGGUGACAUAUUUGGCCCGGCACCACAGCGGCGGUAUCCCCUCCGCGCGUUUAUUUCCCACCAUUUCAGAAAUAAUGGAAGAUCAACGUUUGAUCUUGAAUGAAUUCUGGGAUCAUUUUUUUAUUGACUUGCAGCAACAAGAAGAAUUAACACCGGAUCGGCUACGUCUCUCCCUAUUGUUCAAUGCAUUUCGACUGUUUUGUGUUUCCCAUAACUUACAUAACGGGCUACCACGUGGCGGUUGCUCGGCUACAAAAACGAGCCUUUUAUAUGAUCUUCAUCAGUACUUGUAUCAUGGUAUAUUUUACACAUUGACUUCACCACCCCGCGCCCUGGCAUUACUUCGGGGCUUGUAUUCGCUUCUUCCCCAGGCAAGAGUCAACGCUCAUCUUAUUUCUCUCAAACAUGGCGCUAUUUUUCCGCGUAGUACAAUUAAAGGAACGGAAUGUGAGCAACACAAUACCGUAAGCCAAGCACGAUUACAUGUGAAUGCUGAGAUUGGGUACAUCAUCAACUUUUUCUUUGCUGCUGUAGAGACUAUCGACCAAAAAGACCGUCUAUGGCUUUUAGAACUUAUGUUAGAAACGGCACGUGUGUGGCCUCAGUUAGGUGAAUGGGUAGAAAGUGAGGGUGUGUUUCGUCUGGACAAUAUUGCGGGACCGGAUGAAUAUAACAGCACGGCUUCUGGAAAUUUUUAUAUUCAUUUGUCCGCCAAAAUGCAUAUGCGAUAUGUUCUUGAUCUCUAUGAACAACAACUGGCAUUGCUUGGAGAAGAAGCUAUGACAAAUCUGCUAAAACAAAUUGACAUGGACAAAUCUGAGCUUGAAAAUUUUCGAGCCACAUCUGAUGGUAUUGUUAUACGUCGUAAUGAUCAUUUAGGAGUCUACUUGGUACAUGAUUACUUCCAUACACUUAAGGAGUGGAAGGGUGAGCGUCCUAAACACCCAUUGUCAAUGAAUUAUCAUCCUCUUGCAAUAUUUUCUCACAUGCUUGUUGAUAUUCCCGAAGUAUUGCUGGGGAUGCUUCUGUAUCAAGAAGAAUUUGAAAAAAAGGACUUGGUACGAAAUCUGGCCCAUUACGAGGCGCUUUGCACAUAUGAUUCACCCGAGUCUCUUGCUAUUGUGGCGGCUGUGGAUUUUCAAUCCAAUGGAUCAUUUGCUCAUGGUCUGCCGUUAUUACGCUCAUUGAUGAGUCUGGAUGUGGAUAAUGUCAUUUACACCGCCGAUGAAGGACUCCAUUUUGGCGUCAUGUCUUCUUCUUGGAUUGCCAUUGUCAGUGGCAUCGGUAGACUCAAAUUGGGUAAACGGACUCUUUAUUUAGAUCCAUGCUUUCCUGCAGGAUUAUCGAUUGUCAAGUUUACAAUUUGUUGGCGUGGGUCAACAUUAAGUACCACGGUAGACAAGGAUUACGUUACAUAUGAACUUAUUGCAGGGGAUAGUAUUCGUUUUGUGCAUGGCGAUGGCCAUCGUAUUCAUCUUCACACGGGAUUUCACCGAUAUACCGCCAAGAGGCAAGUGUCUGUGCCACGGUUGAUAAGAAGUGGCGAGGGGGAAUUUGACGGUGCCGUUUUUCUUUGCGAGACGUUAUUUGAUGAAAUUACAGAUAUACACUACAUGGCUUGGUAUAAAACGCUUGAAUCCCUCUUUGAGAAUUACCGAGCGCUGCAUCUUCGUGAAAUUCAGCCCUUAACCACAGAAGAAUUCUUUGAAAAAGUUAUUUACCAAGCAGAAGAACGUGAAAUUGCAUUCAGUGGCAUACACAACGUCUUAUUGGACCGUGGGAUUGAUCUCGAGCUCGGUACCCCGGACGACGCCGAGAUCGUCGAGACACGAUAUGGCCUGGCGAACGCCAAAGUGGCAGAAAUGGCGGAAAUACUCUCUCGCAUGACCCCUCGAGUGAACGCUGGCAUGCACGCAUUGUUGAAGGAUCUCUCCAAUAGCGGUAUUGCGCUUGCGGUCGUGACAUACUCACGUAGUCUCAAGACGCUGAUGCACUACAAUCCUGAGGUUAUGCCACUGUUUCUCGCUCACAUUGACGGUGAGGAGGCAUACGAUCGGCACAUCAAAAGCCGUCCUCAUGUUGAUAUUUUCCUUCGCGCCGCAGAGAAAAUUCAUGUGAAUCCGGCGCGCUGCGUUGUUUUCUCCAUGUAUCUUGAUCGCGGCUUUAAGGCCUCCAGCCUUGCAAACUUUCGCAUGUUUUUUGAUGUGGAGGGGAUAUUUGCGACAAAACGGAUGUCGCAGCAGACGCAGCCGUAUCCCACGCUCUCCAACGAUGCAGCUGCCGCAGUGGGGCGCGAUGGUGUGCCCCUUAUUUUGCGUCUCUCGCGGGAAAACCUGCCAACGACAAUUGACGCCCUGGAGGACAUGUUGUACGGACGCUGCAACGCGGUAGACGAACAGCAUGUUGCUUCUUACACGAAAUGA